This is a messenger RNA of Chenopodium quinoa (quinoa), 756 nucleotides long. RefSeq names its product putative ripening-related protein 1. Lineage: Eukaryota; Viridiplantae; Streptophyta; Magnoliopsida; Caryophyllales; Amaranthaceae. The coding region runs from base 58 to 603 and encodes 181 amino acids. The transcript has a single exon. The record is from RefSeq and is a predicted model, not a curated record.
UAUCAUUCUUCAAAGCAUCAAAAACACAAACUCUACACACAAAAAAAUAAAAUAAAAAUGACAACAAUGUUAAAUAACAAUAUUAGCAUAUGGUUUUCAUUUGUUGUGUUACUGAUUAUAUAUAGUGUACAAGUUGAAGGUCAAAACUGCCGAACAACGGGCUAUUUUAGAGCCACAAGCCCUCCACCAGGAAAAUGCAGCACCAACUGUUGUAUCCAAAACACAGUUUACUUCACCUUUCAAUGCUCCCCUUCAGUAACCUCCCAAACACCGGGAAUGCUCACACUUAGAGCCUUUCAGAACAGCCAGUCCAAGUGUGACAACGCCUACCAUACCGACAACUCACUGGUGGUUGCACUCUCGACAGGGUGGUAUAAUAGUGGGGCACGGUGUGGGAAGAUGAUCGCAAUAAGUGGGAAUGGGAAGACUGUGAAGGCUAAGGUGGUUGAUGAGUGUGAUUCUACAAAGGGGUGUGAUGCAGGGGAGGGUUAUCACCCACCUUGUGGGUAUAACAUUGUUGCUGCUUCUAAGGCUGUUUGGAAGGCUCUGGGGGUCCCACAGAGUCAGUGGGGCCAACUCAAUAUUACUUGGGCUGAUGCUUAAGAUGAAGAAUAUGUUAUAAGAUCUUUUAUAAUAGCAAGUAUUAUGAGCUAAUGUAGUAAAAUCUUGGUAAAAUAAAGCUCAAUUUCAUCACAGCAAACAAAUUAUCAUGUACUCAGUUCCACAAGAAUAAAAUCUCCCUGAAGAUGCAAAUGA